Oncorhynchus nerka (sockeye salmon) is the source of this 1245-nucleotide messenger RNA. It is a transcript of the gene snrpa1, whose product is annotated as small nuclear ribonucleoprotein polypeptide A'. NCBI's taxonomy places the organism in Eukaryota, Metazoa, Chordata, Actinopteri, Salmoniformes, Salmonidae. The transcript is spliced from 9 exons. Gene Ontology annotation, cellular component: U2 snRNP. The record is from RefSeq and is a predicted model, not a curated record. Gene Ontology annotation, biological process: mRNA splicing, via spliceosome. Gene Ontology annotation, molecular function: U2 snRNA binding; protein binding. Bases 122 to 1123 code for a protein of 333 amino acids.
UGGGAGUAGUCUUACUUCCGGGCGGCAGCGUGUUGAAAAAGCAUUGUAUAAGGACUGGAUUUUUUUUUAAAUCAAGAAACCCGCUUAUUAACAUAUUUUGCUUUCCCAGUUAGCCGUCGAUAUGGUAAAAUUAUCGGCAGAGCUAAUUGAGCAGGCUGCUCAAUACACAAACCCCGUGCGCGACAGAGAGCUGGAUCUGCGAGGUUACAAAAUUCCUGUACUUGAAAACCUUGGGGCUACACUUGACCAGUUUGAUACCAUCGAUUUCUCUGACAAUGAAAUCAGAAAACUGGACGGCUUCCCUUUGCUCAAGAGGCUCAAAACGUUGCUCAUGAACAACAACAGAAUAUGUCGUGUUGGUGAAAACCUUGAACAGGCAUUGCCGAGUAUGAGGGAGCUGAUCCUCACAAGCAACAACAUCCAGGAAUUGGGUGAUUUGGAUCCGCUAGCCUCAGUGAAGACAUUGACCCUUCUCAGUCUCCUAAGGAAUCCAGUAACCAACAAGAAACACUACAGGCUCUAUGUCAUCAACAAAAUCCCCCAGAUUCACGUGCUUGACUUCCAGAAGGUCAAGUUAAAGGAGCGUCAGGAGGCGGAGAAAAUGUUCAAGGGCAAACGAGGUGCUCAGCUUGCAAAGGAUAUUGCCAAGCGGACCAAAACGUUCACCCCCGGAGCUGCUGUGCAGCAGCCUGAGAAGAAGAAGAUGGGACCGUCUCCCGCUGACGUGGAAGCGAUCAAGAAUGCAAUAGCUAACGCCUCGUCUCUGGCCGAGGUGGAGAGGUUGAAGGGGAUGCUGCAGGCUGGUCAGAUCCCCGGACGGGAGGUCAGACAAGUCCCCCCGGAAAUGGUGGAGGUGGAAGAGGAAGAGGAGGAGAACGGGGUUGUACAUAUGCAACGAGAGAUACAGACAGAGGAAGGAAAUGGAGUGGAGGAGAUGGAAGAGGAUGUGGUGGAGGAGGUACAGGGAAAGGUGGAGGAAGUAGAUGUCAAGGAGGUGGAGGAGUUAGAAAAGGAAGAAGUGGAGGAGAAAGAAGAGGGGGAGGAGGGUGAAAAACAUGAGUCUGAGGAAGAUGAGUCUGAGGACGAUGAUAUGGAUGAAGACUCACCGGUUAACGGAUCAUGAUCGUUUUAUGCAGAUCUCAAGUCUUGCUUGAUUUGUAAGUUUAUAUUUGUUGAGCAUGCAUGUAAUGCCAUUUUUGUUAUUUUGAGAAAUGAAAAUACAAUAAACAUUUUUUUACAAAACAA